This is a messenger RNA of Humulus lupulus (European hop), 2126 nucleotides long. Its product is annotated as histone deacetylase 15. Bases 235 to 1857 code for a protein of 540 amino acids. Gene Ontology annotation, cellular component: histone deacetylase complex. Gene Ontology annotation, molecular function: histone deacetylase activity. The record is from RefSeq and is a predicted model, not a curated record. NCBI's taxonomy places the organism in Eukaryota, Viridiplantae, Streptophyta, Magnoliopsida, Rosales, Cannabaceae. Gene Ontology annotation, biological process: chromatin organization. The transcript has 18 exons.
AAAUAUAAUUUCAUAAAAUUAUUAUUUUUUUAUGUUUUGUUGCAUUUUUAAGUUUUAAGGGCCAAAGUGGAAAGAAAAACCCUCUACUACUAGUAUUUGUAUUAAAUAUGGUAGUUCGGAGGUCUUAAGUCUGGAAUCAUUUCUUCUCCUAAAAAUCUUUGGUGCGUUUGAAACAGAGAAGCACCAGUCGAGUCGUAGAAUUCGCAGCAUAUUCCCAGUUGUGGGGAGAAAAAUAUGGCAGGAGUAUCCAGCAAUGCUUCAGAAAUUCUAUGUUCUGGCUCACAAUCUGAUGUUGUGUCUAAAAAGGCGAGACGGCACAACAAGGAACUGACUUUUCAAGAUAUGUAUGACAUCAAUGAUCUAUUUGAUGAGGAUGAUGAUGACAGUGACUGGGAGCCCUUGCAGAAACAUGUCGAAGUCGUGAGGUGGUUCUGCCCCAAUUGUACGAUGCUCAACUUUGAUGACAUUGUCCAUUGUGAUAUAUGUGGAGAACACAAAGAAUCUGGGAUCCUGAGGCAUGGAUUUUUGGCCUCUCCCUUAUUUCAAGAUUCAAAUCUUACUGGUUUGGAGUUGGAAAUUAAAGAAAGGCAUAAAGAUGAAUCUGCACAAAAUCCUGCUCCAAGUAGAUUCACAGCAAUAGGUUUUGACGAGAGGAUGUUGCUACAUUCAGAAGUUGAAAUGAAAUCACAUCCGCACCCAGAAAGACCUGAUCGUCUUCGAGCUAUUGCUGCCAGCCUUGCUAUAGCUGGUAUUUUUCCCGGAAGAUGCUACCCAAUUACUGCUAGAGAAAUUACCAAAGAAGAACUUCAGAUGGUUCAUUCCUUGGAGCAUAUCGAAGCUGUUGAUCACACGAGCAAGAUUUUCGCUAGUUAUUUUACUUCUGAUACAUAUGCUAAUGAGCAUUCAGCAUGUGCUGCUAGACUUGCAGCAGGUUUAUGUGCUGAUCUGGCUUCAGCCAUUGUUUCUGGUCGUGUCAAAAAUGGGUUUGCUCUGGUUCGACCUCCUGGUCAUCACGCUGGCGUAAGGCAGGCCAUGGGAUUUUGCCUUCAUAAUAAUGCUGCAGUUGCUGCGGUAGCAGCUCAGGCUGCAGGGGCUAGGAAGGUGCUAAUUGUUGAUUGGGAUGUUCAUCAUGGAAAUGGUACACAAGAGAUAUUUGACCAGAACAAAACGGUCUUGUAUGUAUCCUUACAUAGACAUGAAGGAGGAAAGUUUUAUCCUGGUACUGGGGCUGCUGAUGAGGUUGGUACAAUGGGGGCUGAAGGAUUUUGUGUAAAUGUUCCAUGGAGUCGCAAGGGAGUUGGUGAUAAUGAUUAUGUUUUUGCAUUUCAGCAUGUUGUGCUUCCAAUAGCUUCCGAGUUUUCCCCUGAUUUAACCAUCAUAUCAGCAGGAUUUGAUGCUGCAAGAGGUGAUCCCCUAGGGUGCUGUGAAGUCACUCCUUCUGGCUAUGCAAAGAUGACCCAGAUGUUGAAUGACCUUUCUGGUGGAAAGUUGCUCGUUAUUCUUGAGGGCGGCUAUAAUCUUCGUUCAAUAUCAUCUUCUGCAACUUCAGUGAUUAAGGUUUUGCUAGGAGAAAGUCCAGAAUCUGAAUUACAGAAUGUCUUACCCUCAAAAUCUGGCUUGCAAGCUGUUAUAGAGGUCCUACGGAUUCAAAUGAAGUUCUGGCCUACAGUUGGAUCUACCUUUGCCAAACUGCAAUCACAGUGGGGAAUGUACUCACUUAAGAACAAAAGAAAACAAAUGAAAAAGCGGCUGCGGAGAAAGAUUCUCGCACCUAUAUGGUGGAGAUGGGGGCGAAAAAGGGUUAUUUAUCAUCUCUUGAAAGGGCAUUUUAACUCUAAAAUGAAGAGUGGACAUUGAUUUUCUCAAUUGAAUAUGCAGCCGUCCAUAUCUUUAGGGAUCUGGCAUUUUUGUAUACCUUCUAGCUUCAGUUUUUGCUUGGUCAGGUAGUUUGAAUUUGCAUGUGCUUUAGGUGAGAACUUACCAUCGUUUCUUUGUUAACGGCCUUUGUUGAAGAGCACAGCUAAAUCCCAAGUACUAGAUUUGCUUUACUCGCUCUAACCAAAUUAUUAGCCAAAACAAUGCGCUUCUACGCAAGCUUAAGUGCACUCUCAUUUGCUCAUUGUUCA